CUGCAAUAUCCACUUAUCAGUAACCAUAUAAAAGGAAGAUCGUCUCUUUCUACCGACCUCCGUCCAGGAUAAAUUGGCAACAAUUUUAUGUAAUACGAACUAACAGCAAACACCUCUACCAUUUUAGGCAACAUCCUAAGGGUGAGGAAAACCGAGACUGGCUACGUCACGAUGCAUUGAAAAAUGUGUCCAGCCCUGAGAGACAGGGGCGGUGUUGACCUGACGGCUUGUAGAGAAGGUGUAGAGGCAGUGCUGAUGUUAUUUUCUCAGACUAGCCAAGAAGGCUGGCUAGACCUAUCUCACAUGCUAGCCGCUGUGUCUCAGGCCAAUGACCGUGGAGUGGUUAUUGGAAUAACGACAAGGUGCGAGCAGUUUGCAAUUCGCGAAGUCACUGAGAUGGAGCUAGAAUCCUUUGAAGCAACGCAUGUUAUACCAGUCUUGAAAAAUGGUCGCCAGUUCCAGACGAUCACUGACGAAAAAUCUAGCUUAGCCCCUGUUAUGGAUUUUCUGCAAACGGCUAUAGUAUCAGGAUCAAGAAUUACUCCCCAUUAAGCCAUACACUUUAUAAAAAAAAGGGUUUUUUUUGUAAGUAUAGGCAACUAAGUGCAGCAGGUUGUGUCACUGAAUGUGGGAGAGCCUUCCUCUUUUCUUUUGAAUCAGAUUUUCAUUGUACUCUAAUAGUAUCACUUUUAGGUGUAGUUAUGUUGUUUACUGACUUUGCUUUCCAGGAAACAAUAAAUGCGCAGUUUAAUGUAUCACUUGACUUCUUUGGUAUGGAAGUAUUUACUGUAGAUUUGUAUUUUAUGGAUAACAGUCGCAAUGUCCUAUAGAAACAAUUAAAAGAAAGAUCAACGUGCUCUCGGUUUCUGAAACAACUACAAUGAAUACGAAAGAACAGCAGCUAUAGCAUAAUAACCGAGGACUUGGGAGCCAACUAACUAACCCUUAUGCAGAUCAGAUUGUGACUUGCAAAAUGAUGUACAGAUAUUUAUGACAUAAAUAAAAGCUGUGCUAGAGAUUAUAUAAUUAUUUCUGAAAAUGUGCAAAAUUCAAAUGAAAAACUGGCAUUUGCCAACUUUAAAGUACUUAUUUGAAUAUUUCAUUUGCUAGGUACAGAGUGAAGUAACUAGCAGAUAAGUUACCAGUAUGAAAGUGUUCCCUUUUCACAUAAUUGUGUAUAUGUGUAUUGAGAUUUUCAGGAACUAGCCAAUUAGUUUUGCAUACAGAGGUUAGACAACAAUUUAGACAUCCCAAAACAUUUUGGGGCUCAGUGUAAGCAUUAAGCAAUACAUGAAACUAAUGGUUCUUUUCCUAACAGUAGAACCUGUGCAUGGGUUUUGACAUUAAACAUUCCAUAUCCGUCUGUCAUAACUAGGAAAAUGUGUAUGGGAUGUGAAAACUCAUAGUCAGAAAUGACUAUCAAGAUUGAUAAACAAAAGACUUCUGUUGUAUGCUAAUUAUGAAUGAUACUUUGACCAAAUCUAGUCUGCACUGUAGUACUGUUAUCAUUAACAUUUGUACAUAAGAUUUUCCCUUUACAGUGCUGGAUGUGAAGUAAGUCCUCUCUGCUAUCGUAUAUCUCUUGUGCAUUCUACCUGAAUUCCUCCCUGAUUUAGAGCUUCAUUUUUACCUUCUCUUCUAAGCCUUCCUACUGGCAUUUUUCGUACUCCUAUUAUAUCUGCCAAUUUCCUGACCAACUGUCCCCUCCCCUCACCUCAUUAUAUAAUCAUACCAUCUAUUUCAGAGAUCUUGGUGUAUUUUGUUAUAUAUUUUAGUCAUAAAUAUUCAAAAUCUGUAUUCUGUGAUUCUGCUGUGUAGAAUAUUACAGGCUUCAUGUAUGCAUUAUACAUAGAGUUUUGCAAAUUAGAUACA
Messenger RNA from Macrobrachium nipponense, 1872 nucleotides. Its product is annotated as ciliogenesis and planar polarity effector 2-like. The record is from RefSeq and is a predicted model, not a curated record. Bases 184 to 552 code for a protein of 122 amino acids. The transcript is spliced from 4 exons. Lineage: Eukaryota; Metazoa; Arthropoda; Malacostraca; Decapoda; Palaemonidae.